GUGUGAUUUGUCGCAGUGACAGUGGAAAUUCUGAGUUGAGAAAUUCACUCUCUCUGAUUUGGUUUUCUGAAUUCUGAAUGUGGCAGUUUCUCGUGGCCGCUGUUGUGGCCGGAUCCACUGGCUUCGUUGCCAAACACUUCCUUACGCAAAGAAACGACGUUGAGGUUGAAAACGCCGAUCUCCACGGUCCAAGUUCCUUCGUCUUUUCCGCUUCCGAAAGCACUUCUCAGACGCGCCAACGUCACGGAGUCUUCACGUUUUCCAGUUCCCGAUCUCCCACACAACAAGAUGGACCUAAGAGUCGAAGAUCCCGAGCCUCCAGGAACGGAGUUAGGGUUGAGCUGCGUUCGGCGCAGAGGAGCGGUGGAAGGAGAUUGCGCUUUUGCUUGAAGAAGAACAAAAUUACAAAGAACGUGGCUGCCAAGGCAGAUAACUCCUUGUUUGGUUGGGGACUUUGCAUUGGCAUCAUGUGUAUGAUGUCAGCUGGAAAAGCUGAGAUCAAUAAGCUGAACAAGACCGUGGACGAGACAGCUAAACUUGUUCAGGAACUGAAAGCUGAGAUCAACAGAAGAAAAUCGUCACGCGGUCUUCAAAAUUUAGAUUCUGUUGGCAAUGAUGUGAAGGGCUCUCGCAAAAUCAGUGGCAAGAAUGAAGUAACGCUCAAGAAUACAGUCAGUGAGAUCAGAAACACUGAUGUCAUUAUUUGGAGUCCUGGUGUAAAUGAUUGCGGUGAAUGUGGAAGUAGUGCUCUUACUGAAGAACCAGAACCACAGGUUCUGGAAAUGGAUCAACUGGAAGCAGAGCUUGAGCUUGAACUCCAAAAGCUUUCUGGGUGUACUACUGAUGGCCCUUGCCAUGAAAAAACAAAGCCAAACUUAGAUGAGAUUGAAGCUCCAGAUGAAGGCUGUCAUUUAACAGAUGACUGGAAUUUAAGUUAUUCUAAUUCUCAUGGAGUGUCAGCAUCUGAACUGCAUCAGAAACUAAGCCACUUGCUAAUAAAACAGCAAGAAAAUCAGAUCAUGGAGCUAGAAUCUGAACUGCAGCAAGCUCAAUCAAAUCUGCAUGAGAAGGAAGCUGAACUUCAGGAACUAAAGGACCGUGUCAAACGCCUUACUGAACUCUCACUUUCCACGAUUUCAGAUGAAGAAACUCAGGUUCUCACUGAUCCAAAGGGAACAAGUGAUUAUGGCAACAAUUACAUAGACUCCGAGUUGAAACAUUCAGUAGUUGGGACGAAAAGACCUAUUGAUUUUGAAUCUUGCUUGUGUUACAUGUGAAACGACACUGAUCUCUGGGGGAACAACUACACAAGGGUAGAUAGUAGAUUAGUUGACAACUCCCUUCCACAGUACUAUAACCUAAUUAUCGUGCCUUAAGUGGUAUAUGCAUAAAUUAUUUAGGUAUAUAUAAUUAUAAAAUUUAUCAACUCGGUACUCGGAUACCGAUAUGUAACAUAUUCCAUAAUAUCAAGUUCAAGUUCUUCCGUAUUCAUUUUUAAUACGUGUACUAGCAGUGCAGCCCAUGUUAGUGCUUUUCUAUUAACUAACUAUGAACAUGAGAUUUUUAUUUUUUUUAUAUUAUACUAACAGAUCUGAUUAUUUGA
Molecule: messenger RNA, 1603 nt
Organism: Cajanus cajan (pigeon pea)
Lineage: Eukaryota; Viridiplantae; Streptophyta; Magnoliopsida; Fabales; Fabaceae
Product: POLAR LOCALIZATION DURING ASYMMETRIC DIVISION AND protein
Biological process (GO): asymmetric cell division
Source: RefSeq, a predicted model, not a curated record